This is a messenger RNA of Fraxinus pennsylvanica, 330 nucleotides long. The record is from the annotation of a GenBank genome assembly. NCBI's taxonomy places the organism in Eukaryota, Viridiplantae, Streptophyta, Magnoliopsida, Lamiales, Oleaceae.
AUGGUGGUUGCAGUGAAGCGUCUCAGCGAGGAAGACGCCACCUGGAGGUUUAAGGAGUUCGAAACCGAGAUGGAAGCCAUAUGUAGGGUUCAGCAUUGUAACAUUGUAAGGUUGAGAGCUUAUUACCAAGCCAGUGAUGAGAAGUUGUUGGUUUAUAAUUUCAUCUGCAAUGGAAGCCUGUACAAUGCACUACAUGAAGAUCGGCUAGAGGCGGCGCUAGCGUCGACACUGGAGCUGAUGAAGAUGAAGGCUAAGCUUUUAACGAAUAAAUCGGACACCAAUGUGCUGUGGAAACAAAUCGAUGCUCGAUGUCAGAGUCGAAGGAGUUAG